AUGAUCGGAUCGUCCGAGACGGAAAUGUACAUGCAAUACGAGUACUACAUCUUGCUGUACUCAAGUGAUCUACUAUCGCAACAGUCGAAUGGCUUGGUGACAGCUCAUAUCUACAUGAUCUUACAGAGUAAAUACUCUAGUUUGGACAGAAUGGUCAAGCCAAGCCAAAAUUUCAUUUCUCUACAAGCUCAACCGUUGCAGCAUCAUCCAAUUAAAUAUCCCCCAGUCACCCCUCGCGACACCCCACUACUACCCGCCUAA
Messenger RNA from Morchella importuna, 261 nucleotides. RefSeq lists its product as uncharacterized. The transcript is spliced from 4 exons. The record is from RefSeq and is a predicted model, not a curated record. NCBI's taxonomy places the organism in Eukaryota, Fungi, Ascomycota, Pezizomycetes, Pezizales, Morchellaceae. The coding region runs from base 1 to 261 and encodes 86 amino acids.